Molecule: messenger RNA, 850 nt
Organism: Alosa alosa (allis shad)
Lineage: Eukaryota; Metazoa; Chordata; Actinopteri; Clupeiformes; Clupeidae
Gene: nupr1b
Product: nuclear protein 1b
Exons: 3
Coding region: 159-383 (74 amino acids)
Biological process (GO): regulation of transcription by RNA polymerase II; negative regulation of cell population proliferation; negative regulation of cell cycle
Cellular component (GO): nucleus
Source: RefSeq, a predicted model, not a curated record
CAUUCGCUGUAAACAUCAGCACACCGCAAGGACAAAGAACUCUACCCUGCGCUUUCUCCAGCGAUAAAAAAAGUCAUUUCUGGUCUUUGCAGUAGCAGCCUGAGCUCGACUUGUUUGUCUUGUUUGAAGUUUUGUCAGCUAAAUUUUUAAUAUUCAGCAUGAGUUUCGUGGAAGUGAAGAAUCUCGAGCCCACAACUUUUGAGGAGCGUUACUAUGAUGAAUAUGAAUACUACAAUCUGAGUGACCGUUAUACAGGGGGCGCCAGUCGCAAAGGCCGAUCCAAGAAGGAGGCGAGUGAGAACACCAACCGUCAGAACCCCGCGGGCCACGAGCGCAAGAUCACCGAGAAGCUGCAAAACGCGGAGAAAAACGCCAAGCAGUGAAGUGCGAGAAGCAACUGGACGGCUAACUCUGGUAUCUGACCACGGCCUUGGCCUCUGAGAGGGACAAUCUCCAUGGCGACCAGGGCGGCGCUGUGUGUGUGACCUGGUGCUCUUGCCCACGCUGAGCAGCGUUUGUGGCACGGCUACCCAGCGUGCCCUGUGAGCGAGGGGCAUCUCUCAGACCCCUGGCGUCAGGCACGGGCGCUUGUGGUGGGCGGCGGCUUCAUUCAUGUGUUUGCUUUAAGAAUGUUCUGGAAUCUGAGGGGGUGAAAUGGCUGAUGGGAAAUGUAAAGAAAGUUUUUUACACACAUUAGUGUCGAAAUAAAGAUGUUUUUCACACACAUUAGUGUCUAAAUAAAGAUGUUUUUACACACAUUAGUGUCGAAAGAUGUUUUUACACACAUUAUUGUCUAAAUAAAGAUGUUUUCACACACAUUAGUGUCUAAAUAAAGAUGUUUUUCACACGA